Molecule: messenger RNA, 846 nt
Organism: Symbiodinium necroappetens
Lineage: Eukaryota; Dinophyceae; Suessiales; Symbiodiniaceae
Source: the annotation of a GenBank genome assembly
AUGGCUCUGCUUUCGCUCUUGGGGCUCUUCGUUCCGGUCCUGUCUGCAGCGCAGGGGGACUACCAGAAAUAUAUGAGCCAAUACGCAGGUGACUACGAGAAGUACAUGCACGGGGGUGGCGGAAACGGCGGGAGUGGGGACUACGAGAAGUACUACAAGAAGUACAUGUCUCAGUACGGCUCGGGUGCCUCCGGUGGCUACGAGAAGUUCAUGUCACAAUACGCAGGCGACUAUGCGAGCAAGUACAUGCCAUCCUCGGCAGAGUCGAAGAAGUCCGCAGAGGCAAAGCCGGUAAGCUUCGCUGCAUCCGAUGAUUCUCACUCCAAGAAGGACUCCGCGAAGGAGAGCGAUGAGAAGGCACACCAUUCAGAGCAUGAGCAAAGCGGCUACCAGCAGUACAUGAAUCAGGGCCCCCAGAGUGGCGACUACAGCAAGUACAUGCAAGGACAUGGCUCUCAGGGAAGUGGCUACCAGCAGUACUACUCCAAGUACACUCAGAACCAUGGGUCGCAGGGUGGGGACUACCAGCAGCAUCUGCAGUCCUACGGUGGGGACUACAGCAAGUACAUGCAGGGUCAUGGCUCCCAGGCCGGAGACUACAAGCAGUAUAUGCAGUCCUACGGUGGCGACUACAGCAAAUACAUGCAGGGGCAGGGCUCCCAGGAGCAAGCCACGGCACCGGCCGAGUUGGCAGCCGUUCCGACUCCAUCGCCCUUCCUCUUUGUGGCUGCGACCCUCGCGGCGGGCUCCUUCGUGGCUGGCCUUCUCCGCCUUCGCCGGCAGCACCAAGCUCUGCAGGAGUCGGAUGACCUGGUCUACGUUGAGGCGCCCAUGGACGUCGCCUAA